GGGCGUGGGUGGCGUGGACUGCGUGCUGGUUCCCAUUCGCUCCCGCAGCGCAGCAGUUCCCCCUCUCCGUGUCCUUAAAAGGCUCCCGUGGCUCCGCGGCAUCCUCUGUCAGUGUGACCUGCGCUUGCCGCGGCAGUCGUGGAGUGGAUGACUGGGAAGCCAAGAAACCAAAAAAUGGACCCAGUGGCCUUUGAGGAUGUGGCUGUGAACUUCACCCUGGAGGAGUGGGCUCUGCUGGGGCCUUCACAGAAGAAACUCUACAGAGAUGUGAUGCGGGAAACUUUGAGUAACCUGGCCUUAAUAAGGGAUAAAUGGGAGGACCAUAACACUGAAGAUCAGUACAGAAUCCAGGAAAGAAAUCUGAGAUGUCAUAUGUUACAGAGACUCUGUGAAAGUAAAGAAGGUAGUCAAUGUGGAGAAAACAGCAGCCUUAUUCCAAAUCUUAAUCUGAACACGAAAAAUUCUACUAAACCAUGGGAAUGCAGUGUGUGUGGAAAAGUCUUCAUGAGUCGUUCAUCCCUUAAUAGGCACCUGAGAUCUCACACUGCACCCAAACCAUCCAAGUAUCAGGAAUAUGGAAGGAAGCCUUAUGAAUGUAGAGUAUGUGGGAAAGCCUUCAGUUAUCUCCAGCCUUUCCAAAAACAUGAAAGUAAUCACGGUAUAGAAAAAUCCUAUAAAUGUAAGGAAUGUGGGAAAUCCUUUAGAUAUCGUCAAUCUGUUCGAAAACAUGAACGAACUCACACUGGAGAGAAACCCUAUCAGUGUAAACAGUGUGGAAAAGCCUUUCGAUACCAUCAAACCUUUCAAACACAUGAAAGAACUCACACAGGAGAGAAACCCUAUGAAUGUAAGCAAUGUGGUAAAGCCCUCAGUUGUCCGAGUUCCUUUCGAAGCCAUGAAAGGACUCAUACUGGAGAAAAACCCUAUGAAUGUAAAAAGUGUAGUAAAGCCUUCAGUUGUCCCAGUUCUCUUCGAAAACAUGAGAGAACUCAUACUGGAGAGAAACCUUAUGAUUGUAAGGAAUGUGGAAAAGCUUUUAUUUCUCUUGGAAGUUUUCAAAGACACAUGAUAACACAUACUGGAGUUGGACCUUAUAAAUGUAAGGACUGUGGGAAAGCAUUCAAUUGUCCCAGUUCAUACAGAAUACACGAAAGAUCUCACACUGGAGAAAAACCCUAUGAAUGUAAACAAUGUGGUAGAGCCUUCAGUUGUUCCAGUUCAUUUCGAACACAUGAAAGAACUCACACUGGAGAGAAACCUUAUCAAUGUAAGGAAUGUGGAAAAGCCUUCCAUUGGCUCACCACUUUUCAAGUCCAUGUGAGAACUCACACUGGCGAGAAACCAUAUAUAUGUAAGCAGUGUGGUAAAGCCCUCAGCUGUCCCACUUCCUUUCGAAGACAUGAGCGGACUCACACUGCAGAGAAACCCUAUGAAUGUAAGCAGUGUGGAAAAACCUUCAGUUCUCCUCUAGGUUUGCAAAUACAUGAAAGAACUCACACUGGGGAGAAACCCUAUAAAUGUGAGAAAUGUGGAAAAGCAUUCGUUUCUCUCACAAGCUUUCGAAGACAUAUGAUGACACACACUGGAGAUGGACCUUAUAAAUGUACAGAAUGUGGGAAAGCAUUUAAUUGUCCUAGUUCAUUUCGAAUACAUGAAAGAACUCAUACAGGCGAGAAACCCUAUGAUUGUAAAAUAUGUGGUAAAGCCUUCAGUUGUUCCAGUUAUGUUCAAGUACAUGAAAGAACUCACACUGGAGAGAAACCCUAUGAAUGUAAGGAAUGUGGGAAGGCAUUCAUUUACCGCACAACCUUUCGAGGUCACUUGAGAGUGCACACUGGUGAGAAACCAUAUAAAUGUAAAGACUGUGGGAAAGCCUUUAGUCGACCCAGUUCAUACAGAAGUCAUGAGAGAAUUCACACUGGAGAGAAACUCCUUGAAUGUAAGCACUGUGGGAAAGCCUUCAAUUGGCCCACAUCCUUACAUAAACAUGUCAUGAGAAUGCACACUAGAUAAAUUAUAACUGAUAAAUACAGCAGAGUUCUCUAGCUUAACAAACACAUUCAAAGUCAUGUUAAAACUACUGGAGAGAAAUGCUGUAAAGUGUAAAUAACAUGGGAAA
Messenger RNA from Capra hircus (goat), 2119 nucleotides. RefSeq names its product zinc finger protein 791. Gene Ontology annotation, biological process: negative regulation of transcription by RNA polymerase II. Bases 148 to 2013 code for a protein of 621 amino acids. Gene Ontology annotation, molecular function: RNA polymerase II cis-regulatory region sequence-specific DNA binding; DNA-binding transcription repressor activity, RNA polymerase II-specific. The record is from RefSeq and is a predicted model, not a curated record. The transcript is spliced from 4 exons. NCBI's taxonomy places the organism in Eukaryota, Metazoa, Chordata, Mammalia, Artiodactyla, Bovidae.